UAACAGGCAGACCGACACUCAGACAGUCAACACAGCCCAACUCACUCAGGCAGCACGAGGACCUCACCGCUGGACUUGUAUGAAUACCGGUAAGCAGCAGAAGCCAGUGCUCACAGGCCAGAGGUUUAAGACCAGGAAAAGGGAUGAAAAGGAGAAGUUCGAGCCGACAGUUUUUCGAGACACGAUCGUUGCGGGCCUUAAUGAUGCGGGCGGCGACCUGGAGGCUGUAGCCAAGUUUCUGGACACCACAGGGUCGCGGCUGGACUACAGACGCUAUGCCGACACACUGUUCGACAUCCUCAUCGCAGGGAGCAUGCUCGCUCCUGGAGGAACUCGCAUCGAUGAGGGCGACAAGACCAAGGUAACGGCGUUCUGCGUGUUCACCACGGAGGAAAGCCACGCCGCUCUACGUCUGUAUGCUCAGGUUUUCAAUAAGCUCAUCAGACGAUACAAAUAUCUGGAGAAGGCCUUUGAGGAGGAAAUCAAAAAGCUGCUGCUCUUCCUGAAGGCCUUCAGCGAGUCGGAGCAGACCAAGCUCGCCAUGCUGACCGGCAUCCUGCUGGCCAACAGCACGCUCCCGCCUCCCAUCAUCACCGGCCUCUUCACCGAGAGCGUGGUCAAAGAAGGGAUCUCUGCGCUGUUUGCUGUGAGGAUGUUCAAAGCAUGGAUCGCAGAGAAAGAUGCCAAUUCAGUCACCUCGUCCCUGAGGAAGGCCAACCUGGAUAAAAGACUCCUGGAGCUGUUUCCAGCCAGUAAACAGAACGUGGAGCAUUUCUCUAAAUACUUCAAUGAAGCCGGGCUCAAGGAGCUGUCUGACUUCCUGCAUGUGCAGCAGAGUCUGGGGACCCGCAAAGAGCUGCAGAGGGAGCUGCAGGAACGCCUGUCCCAGCAGUGUCCCAUCAGAGAGAUGGUGGUGUACGUGAAGGAGGAGAUGAAGAGGAACGAGCUGCAGGAGCAGGCAGUGAUCGGCUUGUUGUGGACGUGCCUGAUGAACGCUGUGGAGUGGAACAAGAAGGAGGAGCUGGUGACGGAGCAGGCGCUCAAACACCUCAAACACUACGCUCCUCUGCUGGCAGUGUUCAGCACUCAGGGUCAGUCUGAGCUGGUGCUGCUGCUGAAGAUCCAGGAGUACUGCUACGACAACAUCCACUUCAUGAAGUCCUUCUCUAAGAUAGUGGUGCUCUUCUACAAAGCUGACGUCCUGAGUGAGGAGGCCAUCCUGAAGUGGUACAAAGACGCCCACGCUGCGAAAGGGAAGAGUGUCUUCUUAGAGCAGAUGAAGAAGUUUGUGGAGUGGCUCCAGAACGCUGAAGAAGAGUCGGAGUCAGAGGGGGAGGAGGGCUGAAGGAGGACUUCCUGUAGUCUGAGUCCUGACUGUGCAGCAGAUAGGUAACAUGUAGUGUAUCCUCCACCUGAGCUGAGGUGGAGCACCUCCACCCACAACGACCACAGACCCGCUCCUCCUGAAGCAGCCGAACACCGCCGUACAACCAGGAAGUCUCAGCACGCUCACCGUCUGUGACAGUGUCCAGCAAUGGGAGCGUGACCUCCGCAGUAGAUGUACACGUGUUUUAGUGCACACUCAAGUGAGUUUUAUAAAAACACUUGUGUAUUUAACUCAUCUUUUUAUGAAUA
Molecule: messenger RNA, 1635 nt
Organism: Seriola dumerili (greater amberjack)
Lineage: Eukaryota; Metazoa; Chordata; Actinopteri; Carangiformes; Carangidae
Gene: bzw2
Product: basic leucine zipper and W2 domains 2
Exons: 12
Coding region: 80-1345 (421 amino acids)
Cellular component (GO): membrane; cytoplasm
Molecular function (GO): protein binding
Source: RefSeq, a predicted model, not a curated record